Messenger RNA from Clunio marinus, 201 nucleotides. Lineage: Eukaryota; Metazoa; Arthropoda; Insecta; Diptera; Chironomidae. The record is from the annotation of a GenBank genome assembly.
AUGAUUCAACAAAACUUUUGUUUGUGCUGUUUUUUUAAUUUUCGUAACCUAAUUGGUAAUCAUCUUCAAAUGAGAACUGCUAAAAUCUUUUCUUGUUUCACUUUAGACAGAACAAAGACUAAAUUAGUUAAUAGAAGAGUUGAAGUCAUCUUCAGCGACAAGUUAUGUCGUAUAAAUAUUUAUGAAGAAAUAUUAAAGUAA